GUUUAUUUACAUAGAAAAAUAGUUUAACGAUGCGUUCCUUUUCUUGGAGUCGUAUUUUUAAACGGAAUAAUAAAGUGUUCCCAGCAGAAAAUUAUGAGGAGACUGUCAGCACUACAGAAAAGCUGCCAGUAGCGGAAAAACCACCUCCAAAGACCUCAGGCAAAUGCUGGCUGAUAAGGAAGCUUAUCAAAUAUCUUACUCGGAAGAAGAAAAUGCCAGAACGAGAGGAGAAGGAAUCAUCCGCCAGCAGUACAGAAAGUGUCAAUCCUGCAUCUAUGGUGGAAGAAGAAUAUACAGCCCACAAUAACGAGGCUGAAACAUUCACAACCAACCUCUCCUCAACCUGUAGUGUCAAUUCUGUGUCUACUAUGGUGGAGGAAGAAGAUAAAGCCCACAAUGAAGAGGAUGAAACAUCUACACCCAGCCUCUUCCCAACCUUUAGUGGCAAUCCUUUAUUUCCGGUGAAGGAAGAAAAUGAAGCCCUUUAUGAAGAGGAUAAAACAUCCACACCCAGCCUCUUCCCAACCUGUAGUGACAAUCCUGUGUCUAUGGUGGAGGAAGAGGAUAAAGCCCACAAUGAAGAGGAUGAAACAUCUACACCCAGCCUCUUCCCAACCUUUAGUGGCAAUCCUUUAUUUCCGGUGAAGGAAGAAAAUGAAGCCCUUUAUGAAGAGGAUAAAACAUCCACACCCAGCCUCUUCCCAACCUGUAGUGACAAUCCUGUGUCUAUGGUGGAGGAAGAGGAUAAAGCCCACAAUGAAGAGGCUGAAACAUCCACACCCAGCCUCUCCUCAACCAGAAUCCAGCAGCUAAUAAACAGAGGAUUGCAAAACUUUGGAAAUAGCUGCUAUGUGAAUGCCAGCCUUCAGUGUCUGUUCAGUGCAGAGCUGUUCUGCACGCAGCUCCAGUGCAGAAUAAAUCAGGGGAUGCACAGUCCAUUUGACAGUCUGGCCGGGAGUUUUGCUAAGCUGUGGGAGAUAAGAGAGAGCGACUACUGGUAUCUCAAGUACGCUCUCUUGGGGAAUCUUAUUCAGGAAGCUGCUGUCAGCAAUCCUGAAUUCACACCAUACAACCAAAAUGAUGCCCACCAGUUCAUGUUUUACUGUCUGGAGCAAAUGCAGCAAACGUUAAGCUGUGCAGGGGGCGUAGCAUCUGAAUGCCCCAUUAAAGCAAAUUUUGGCUUUCAGCUCACGUGCAUAAUUACAUGCAAAGGGUGUGGAGCUGAAAAGAGGAGAAUUGAGGAAUAUAAUCAGCUCUCUCUGGCUGUUGUAGCAGAUGGGUCAGUUGAAGACUGCCUUCAGUUCUUUUUUAGGGAUGAGGAACAACUCGAAUGCAGAUGUGAGGUCUGUUCAUGCAGUUCUGCCAGCUGCAGGUGGGCAUUUCACACCCUGCCCAGGUAUCUGGUUCUGCAGCUGAAAAGAUUUGAGCUUUCGGCAGAUUUAAGCCUCACGAAACACCUCGACAGCGUCCAGAUCAACCCAAAAUUACACCUGAGGCAGUCAGAACAGAGUGAACAUCCCGAAGACGACGAUGCACUCAUGGAUGCAGUUUUUACACCAGAGGGAUGAAUUUGCCACCUAUUCCCUGAUCAGCGUGCUGAAUCACUUCGGCUCUAGGAUACACUCAGGACAUUAUACAUGCGACAGCUUCAGCCACACCGACAAUCUCUGGCUGUCGUAUGAUGAUGACGAAGUCACAGGAAUGAAGGAGAGCGACGUUCUUUACGAUGGGCAAACAAGUGCUUAUGUUUUAAUGUAUGAACUGAUGUGAGCACUUGGUUUUACAGAGAUUCAGCAGCUUUCCUGCAUUGAAGACCAGAGAAGAAUUCAUGUCUGUUACGUCCCAAACACCAGAAAGCCCAAGAUCCAAACAUAACCACAGAAAAGGGCUCUUCUAUUGAAAAAUGGCAUUUAGGAUGAACACCUAGUCUCUGUUUAGACCCCCAAACUAGCCAGAGGAGGACUGGCUCCCCUUAGUGAUCCUUGGUUCCUUUCAAGGUUUCUUCCUUUAUUGACCCAGAGGAAGUUUUUCCUUGCCACUGUCGCCCUAGGCUUGGUCACUAGGGGCUUGUGUUUUUGGGAUCAUAAAUCACGUUUGGUCUGAUCAUGUCAAUCAAAUAAUCUAAGAGACUAAGGUGAAGCAAAUUGACCAAAGGGGCUAAGUUACGCCAAGUUCAUAUAGGCAAGUCUGUGUACUCGGCUGCCAUCUCUGAAAUGCCCCAGACAGUUAUUCCUAGUCAUACCAGUCAGGACAAAGCACUGACCUAUAUGAAAGGGGGGAAUCAUCAUCAUUAACUUUUUCACUUGUCCAUUUCUGUGGCGGCAACAGGACAAGGAAAGCCGCCCAGGCAUCUCUGUUCGCUGCAACUUCAAGCAACUCCUUCGGUGGGAUUUGUCAGAAGAUAUAAUCCCUUCAGCAGGUUCUGUGCCUGCCCCAAAGCCUCUUCCAUGUCAGGAGGCACCCAUUAGGUAUCCUGAUCAGAUGCUCGAAUCUGCACAAAGGAGCAGUGGCUCUACUCCGAGCUCCUCACAGAUCUGUGAGCUCCCCAACAGAUCACAGGGAGUAUGCCCAGCAACCUGCUGGAGAAAGCUCAUUUCAGCCGCUUGCAUUCACAAUCUUGUUCUUUUAGUCAUUAUCCAAAUCUCAUGACUAAGGCCCUACUUAAGUUAUAGCCAUGAAAAUCAUGUCACAGCCUUUUCCCACAUGAUAUGCAAUUUGCCAUGAAAUUCAAAACUUAGGAUUUGUGUUCAGCAAUUUAACUAACUUUUUUUAUUCACGUAGCAUUGAAGUGCCUCACGUUUACUGAUUAAUUCGCACUAUGAGGCAGUCCUAGUGCUACCCGAAGCGUCCUUCGAGUAUGCUGAGUUUAUAAAGUAAGAAAUAAACUCUACAUAGACAAGCUAGCUAUUGGGAGCAGAAUACUUUACUGGCUUGUUCUUUUGAGAUGCAGCACAGACUACAGAGAGAUGAUUAUGUGCUUAGAAAAGCACACUUUUUUUUAUUGAUUAUGCACUCAAUAUGUAAACACAUAGAUCAAAUUCCGUGAAAUGUGGCAUAUUUCUUUAAAAAUCCGUGAAAUCUGUGAUUGAAAAAUGAGGUCCAUGAAAUUAAGCCCAUUACCUUGUGAAUUUAGUAGGGCCCUAAUCAUGACCCAAUGAUGAUGAGCUACAGGUUGUAAGAAAGCAGUGGAUGGCUUUACCCUCCUGGAUUGAAUGCAAAUUUGUGAAUGGGGGACUCAGCUGUUGUAAAGAUUUUUAAUUAAAAUAAAAAGAUUCAAUAAAUUAGCUUGAACUUGAA
Messenger RNA from Trichomycterus rosablanca, 3297 nucleotides. Its product is annotated as ubiquitin carboxyl-terminal hydrolase 37-like. Bases 30 to 1568 code for a protein of 512 amino acids. Gene Ontology annotation, biological process: protein deubiquitination. The transcript is spliced from 14 exons. The record is from RefSeq and is a predicted model, not a curated record. Gene Ontology annotation, molecular function: cysteine-type deubiquitinase activity. Lineage: Eukaryota; Metazoa; Chordata; Actinopteri; Siluriformes; Trichomycteridae. Gene Ontology annotation, cellular component: nucleus; cytosol.